This is a messenger RNA of Prinia subflava (tawny-flanked prinia), 2352 nucleotides long. Its product is annotated as spidroin-1-like. Bases 1023 to 1940 code for a protein of 305 amino acids. The transcript is spliced from 3 exons. Lineage: Eukaryota; Metazoa; Chordata; Aves; Passeriformes; Cisticolidae. The record is from RefSeq and is a predicted model, not a curated record.
GUGCCCAUUCUGUGCCCAUUUUUUGACCAUUUUGUGCCCAUUCUGUGCCCAUUUUUAUUCCGCCUUGGGUGCAGCCCUGCCCAGGCCCUGUCCUGCCCAAGGUGUGCCCUAAAUUUCAAUAAAUCUGUUUUAUUCUCCAGCUCAGCCCUCCCAAGCAUCACCCCCAGCACAUUCCCAGCUCCUCCUGCUCUCCUUGAACCCAGCUGGGUCCUGUCCCCGUCACAGGAGCAGGACACCCCUGGGGCUGCUUCCCCAUAUAAAAAGGUGAUGGUGGAAUUUAAAAAUUAGCAAAAAACCCAAGAGCAGCUGCGAUUUGCUCCAUUUAAUUUCAAUUAACCGCAGCCCUCAGGGGCCAGGAGAGACGCCAGCCCUGAGGGGAUGUCCCAGUUCCCAAAUUCACCCUCCCCAGCCUGCCCAGCUCCAAAAUUUUCACCUCUCAUCCAACCCUCUGCUCUGCCCAGCUCCAAAAUUUUCAGUUGUCAUCAAACCCUGCCGUGUUCAACCCAUCCAGGCUUUAAAAACCUGAAUUUUUCUUCCUCUGGAGGAACAAAAAAACAAACCCUGAUGGGGUCAGGGAAUUUCUUCUUCCUCUGGAGGAACAAAAAAACAAACCCUGAUGGGGUCAGGGUAUUUCUUCUUCCUCUGGAGGAGCAAAAAACCAAACCCUGAUGGGGUCAGGGUAUUUCUUCUUCCUCUGGAGGAGCAAAAAAACCCCAAAACCCUGAUGGGGUCAGGGAAUUUCUUCUUCCUCUGGAGGAGCAAAAAAAAACCCCUGAUGGGGCCAGGGAAUUUCUUCUUCCUCUGGAGGAGCAAAAAAAAAACCCUGAUGGGGUCAGGGAAUUUCUUCUUCCUCUGGAGGAACAAAAAAACCCCUGAUGGGGUCAGGGAAUUUCUUCUUCCUCUGGAGGAGCAAAAAAACCCCAAAACCCUGAUGGGGUCAGGGAAUUUCUUCUUCCUCUGGAGGAGCAAAAAAAAAAAAACCCUGAUGGGGUCAGGGGAGUUCCCAUCUCUGUGACCUCGGGAUGCUCCUGCCAGUGCCUGGAUCCUGCUGCAAACGCAGUUCAGGGGAAGAGGAAAAGGAGGAAUUGUCCUGGCUGUGCCCAACUCCUCCUCCUCAGGCAGCUGAUCUGCAAAAGGCAAAUGGUUUCCUAAAAAAGCGACAGAAAAAACAAAACCCAAAAACCCCUGACCGAGGCAGCCUCGCCCUUAGAAAAUGUAAAAACCUCGGGGACACAGUGUGGCAGGGAGGUGGCAGGGAGGUGGCAGGGAGGUGGCAGGGAGGUGGCAGGGAGGUGGCAGGGCUGGCACCUCCAGGCUGUGCCACGGCCAGGGCAGGGGCCAGAGGUGAGGCUGGGACUGCAGGAGCUCCCUGGUGGGGGUUUGGGGGUUCAGGAGUUCCCUGGAGAGGAUUUGGGGGCUCAGGUGCUCUCCCUGGACAGGGUUUGGGGGCUCAGGUGCUCUCCCUGAAGAGGAUUUGGGGUUCAGGUGCUCUCCCUGAAGAGGAUUUGGGGUUCAGGUGCUCUCCCUGGACAGGGUUUGGGGGCUCAGGAGCUCGCUGCAGAGGAUUUAGGGGUUCAGGAGCUUCCUGGAGAGGAUUUGGGGGCUUAGGUUCUCUCCCUGGAGAGGGUCUGGGGGUUCAGGUGCUCUCCCUGGAGAGGGUCUGGGGGUUCAGGUGCUCUCCCUGGAGAGGGUUUGGGAGCUCAGGUGCUCUGGAGAGGAUUUGGGGUUUUAGGAGCUCCCUGGGGAGGAUAUGGGGGCUCAGGUGCUCUCCUUGGAGAGGGUUUGGGAGCUCGGGUGCUCUCCCUGGAGAGGAUUUAGGGGUUCAGGAAGUCCCUGGAGAGGAUUUGAGGGUUCAGGUGCUCUCCCUGAAGAGGGUUUGGGGGCUCAGGUGCUCCCUGGAGAGGGUCUGGGAGCUCAGGUGCUCCUUGGAGAGGAUUUAGGGGUUCAGAAGCUCCCUGGAGUGGAUUUGGGAGCUCAGGUUCUCUCCCUGGACAGGAUUUGGGAGCUCAAGUGCUCUUGAAGAGGUUUUGAGGGCUCAGGUUCUCUCCCUGGAGAGGUUUUGAAGGUUCAGGAGCUCCCUGGACAGGGUUUGGGGGUUCAGGAGCUCAGGUUCUCUCCCUGGAGAGGAUUUGGCAGCUCAGGUGCUCCUUGGAGGGGAUUUAGGGGUUCAGGAGCUUCCUGGAGAGGAUUUAGGGGUUCAGGUUCUCUCCCUGGAGAGGGUUCAGGAGCUCAGGUUCUCUCCCUGGGGAGGGUUCAGGAGCUCAGCUCCUCUGCCCCCUGCCCUGGGGGCUCUCUGGGCAGGAGUGGCCGCUCUGGUGCCCCCCUGCCCGGGCAGCUGCUGACCCUGCCCUG